This is a messenger RNA of Strongylocentrotus purpuratus (purple sea urchin), 5351 nucleotides long. Its product is annotated as tribbles homolog 2. The record is from RefSeq and is a predicted model, not a curated record. Gene Ontology annotation, cellular component: nucleus. Bases 1362 to 2375 code for a protein of 337 amino acids. NCBI's taxonomy places the organism in Eukaryota, Metazoa, Echinodermata, Echinoidea, Camarodonta, Strongylocentrotidae. Gene Ontology annotation, biological process: positive regulation of proteasomal ubiquitin-dependent protein catabolic process; protein phosphorylation; regulation of MAP kinase activity. Gene Ontology annotation, molecular function: mitogen-activated protein kinase kinase binding; protein kinase activity; ATP binding. The transcript has 3 exons.
CUUGGGUCCCUGAAUUUAUAAUCCAAGAUACUUAUAAGGUCUCUUGAUAGCUUCUAAUAAAAUGAAUGUAUAAAUUCAAUAAUUUUAAAUCAAAUACGAAAGAAAUUAUGGUAAACAUUACUAUCAGUGACUCCAGUGAUCGGAGGACCGACUUUGGUGUGCCUGCGGCCAGCUAACCAUACUUGCUCUCCCGCGCUCGGUCACGUACACGUAUAUGUACGGCGGAAUCUCGUACGGCGCGCUAGCUGGCUCUCGUCGUCGCGUAUAUUUGCAUUCAAGAUGGCACCGCUUACUGCACGUAAACUUCUUCUUUAACUCUAGGCUCUCUUUUGAGCAGAGAAGUCGCUGAGCAGGGCAUCAGCGUCUCUAGGUAACAUCUUAUGUGCGUGACUGAAAUCACCCUGGAAUUACUUUUGUAUUCUCAUAUCGAUCUGUGCUCAAUUUCAUCUAAAAAAUAGAUUUUUGUGUUCCAAUAUCUAACCGGACUCCGACUUCAAACAGAGCCAUCGUUGUGCAAUCCAGUGCGAGUGACAACGUUACGACGCAACGUAUGCAAUUACAACGCCUUUCUCAUUGACUGGUAAUUGCGUCACCUACGUAUCAUUCGAAGGAAAAUUCAGUAUUUUAUCACAAGUACGUUGUGAAAUAUAUAGACACAGAUUCCUCGAUGUUUCAUAUUGAAUAUUUUUUAAGAGCCGACGUUCUUUUCUAGCUGGACUAGAUUCAUAUUCAUAUUUUAUUUGUGGAGUCGAAAUGGCCGGAUCAAAUUAGAUUCACAAUCCACACCAAAGCUGGCCUUCUGUGUGUAUUUGUCAAAUGUUUUGCAGUGCAGCUGAAAAAGAAAUUUGACAACAAUUUGCCUUCUUGGACAGUUAAAUUGACAAAUUGUAUAACUUAAUGUUUAACCAUAAAUGUUUGCAUCUCAGGAUUGUUGAAAACAAAUAUCAGUAUUAAUACUCUUCGUAUUAUUAUCGUCGAGAAUUUUUAUUUUUUAUGAAUGAACUUGACUCUUGACUAUCGACUGCGUGUGGCAAGUCGCGCGGUUACAACAAAGGACGCAACUCUUUUAUUUUAAUACGCUUCUGAAAAUCUGUUUGAGCUGCUGAGAGGCGCACCUCAUUCUCUUCUAAGAGGUUGCUUGUUAUAUUUUGCUACCUGUUGGAUUUUAAUAUCAUAAACAUCUGAAAUAUUUUCGUCAUUUCAAACUAAAACAUAAGUAAUUUAGAGCUAUUGAUUUUGUUAUCAGCUGUUGUAUGUUGAACAAAAUCUGCUCUCUUUUUGUCCGUUUCACUUUGAUGAUUUGCUGAACUUGAAUUGGGAUCAGAGAGGAAUCAGAAAUAGAAUUUUAGAAUUCUAACUUGAUGAACCAUAUAACUUCUGCCCCUAUUCCGAUCCACCAUGGUCGGGGUAAAGUUCAAAUAUUUCAGGACGUUUCAUCCAAUUUGACUAGUGGUGGGCAAUUGAGCCCUCAGCCACAACUUUCCCCCAGUCCACCAAGUUUUGUGUCCCAUGAGGAACAUGUAAUCUCAAGAAUUGGAAAUUAUGUUCUUCUGGAGGAAGUAGAUCCUAAAGUAUUCAAAUGUGUUGAUACUUUUAACAACCAAGAAUGCAUCUGUAAGGUAGUGGAUGUACAUCAAUACAGGGAGGCGUUUGCCCCGACCUUUCACCUGGGCUAUCAUUCUCGUAUCAACCAUGUGGAAGAGGUAUUGCAGGGCCACACCCAGGCCUAUGUCAUCUUCCCCACCACCCAUGGGGACAUGCACUCCUACGUCAGAAGGAAGCGCAAGCUACGGGAGCGAGAGGCUGCUGCCCUCUUUCACCAGAUGGUGCAGGCCGUGGCACACUGCCACACCCAUGGGGUCGUUCUGCGGGACUUGAAGCUGCGCAAGUUCGUCUUCAAGAAGGAAGAAAGAACUGACGUUGUACUUGAUGGCAUUGAAGAAGGCCAUAUCUUGGCUACGCCAGAGGAUGAUAACUUGAAUGACAAACACGGUUGUCCAGCCUAUGUUAGUCCAGAGAUACUCCUAACCAGUGGUAGCUAUUCUGGUAAAGCUGCUGACAUGUGGAGCCUGGGUGUCAUCCUCUACACCAUGUUGGUGGGGCGUUACCCCUUCCACGAUUCAGAUCCUGCCGCUCUCUUUACUAAAAUCCGUCUGGGACAGUAUAACGUACCUGAAUCCCUCUCCACCCAGGCUAAAUCAAUGAUCUACAGCCUGAUGAGAGUGGACCCUAGUGAGAGGCUAACGGCUGAGGAAGUACUUGAGCACCCUUGGUUUCGUAGCGCCAAUCUGCCACAUAAGUCGUCAAGGAAAGCAGAACCUAAAAUGGUUGAUCAGCUUGUUCCUGACUAUUUCACUACAGAUGAUGCUGUAUAGCAUUUGCACUUUAUUUUCAUUAUGUGCAUUUAAUUGUUCAAUGGUAGGAUAUGAUUUUUUGGGAUACUCAAUGUCGUAUCUCACGACAAGUAUUAACGGUGCUGAACGUGAGCUUAGAUUUUUUUUUAAAAUUCCAGAUAUUUGUAUUUUUCCAUGUGAAUUGUAUUCCUUUGAAGUCAGUGAGUUGAUGUUUAUGCUGAUUUACAUUCUAGUAAUCGUCUUCUUUUUCUUAAUUUAUAGAAUUAAUCGUGGACAGAGGUAUUAUGUUAGGGAGUGGCAAAAGCCAGUGGCAAUAUAGUAUUCUACUUUGGGUUUAUAUUGUCUAUUGCAGUGUUAGGGAUUGAACUCAUUCCUUCGUUAAUUUUAUCUAGAGAUGAACCACCUGUGAAAGUUGAUUAUUUAAAUGGUUGAUAGCUCUUUGUUGUUACCUUAUCCUGUAGUUUCUAGUAUUAGGUAUCAAUUUGGGUAGACUAUGUCCAUUGCCUCAUUAUUAGAUCCAUGAAUUGAUCAGUUUAUUGAAAAUAUAGUUACAUAUUUCUCAGACUUUGCAUAAGUGGUAACUUCAAGAUCAGAUAGCAUAGCAGUAUGAAUGGUUGAAGUGUAUCUAAUGUUAUCGACCAAAUACGCCAAGUUUUCCUUCUUGCUGUGUGCGCAUUUGACUGUGCCAGGAACCGUCAUCUUAAGGAGAUCAAUGCGACUCGAGAGUUGCAUUUAACUUCUAGCGAUGAUUACGUCAGUCCAUACAGACUCCAGAAACAGUGUGAUUUUGCAGCAGCUAAAUUUUGUUGCCUAUAUGGGACAGACUAAAUGGUUCUUUUUAAGCGAACAGCAUUCAUUAAUUGCCAAAUUUGUGCAGAAAUCAAUCAAUUAGUAUUUCAACAAGAAAGUCUAUUUGUUGAAAGACUGGCAUUUUGUGCAUGAGAGGGAGAUUGUCUUACGAAUCCAAUCAGCCAAUUUGUAGUGGGAGUGUGGAUAUGUGCAGGCUUUUAUCCUAAAGAUGUGAGUGAAUGAUUAUAGUUUGCAAAAGUGGCUUCAGGCAGGUUCUGAAUAAAAGUACUCGUUGUUAAUCGAUGUGAUAUUGAUUAGUGGAGAAGUGUUGUACAUGUGAGAUACGAUGUGGAUGAAUGAAUAAUAUGCUAUUGUCUGAAAUACAUGUACAUUUCUAAAAUGCAUGAACCAUCAUUUCUGUUUAUCCACAUAAAUUUGUGAUUAAUCCACUGCAUCAGACGAAUAUGUGUACGUAGUACAGAUGUACCUCGUGUGGAUUAUAUUGAAAUAAGAACAAGGAGAAAGAUUUUAGAUCAUUUAAAGAGUUGACACAAAUGCUUUAUGGAUUCUACAUUUAACAUUUUAAAUGUUUUAAAAUUCACCCCCUAACGAAAUGGAUGGUGACAAUUACUUUUGUUUGAGAUGUGUUACUAAAGAGUGCAAUUAAUUUAAUGAUCCUUGUAGUAUCGUUACCGUAUUGACUUCCCACACUUUUGUAAUUGGACAUAAAUCCAGGGGGGGGGGGUGAUAUUCUGCCCAUUUGACUUCAAUCAUAAGAAGAUUCUAAAGCUUUUCAAUCAGGUUUAUUUUUGGAGUAAAUUUUUGUAUUGAUGUGAAGAUACUGUACCUGCAAAAACUCUUGUUUUUCUUGUUUCUCGGAUUCUCGGAAUGCCCUAAAUCACAUUGUGUAGAGUUAUACAAUUGCCCAUGUGGAUACUCAGUAUAGGCAUGUAGUAAAGAUAGGAUUCCAAUUAAACAUUGGUGCAGGACAAUUGUGAACAUACCUACAUGUAUAAUUAUAUUUAAUCCCAUAUAUAGAAUCCUAUUACUAAUCCGCUUUUUGUGGAUAUGCUUCUUUGUUGUUGCCUGUACAUGUUAUUGAAUUGUAUCACUGCCACAACAGAUGCUGUAUAUUCUCAAAUAGUAUAUGAUUUUUUUUUUUAUUUACUUGUAUGAUUGUAUGUUCAAAGUUUUAUAAUUGUUAUACUUUUGUUUUCAUUUGUUUGUUACUUUGUUUUGUCCCAUUUCCAGUUUCUUAUACUUCAGAACAGAGAGAGUUUGGUCAUUGUGUUGUUAAGUUUCAUUAGUGGAUCUUUAGCUUCAAAGAAAAAACAUGUACACAUUUAUGCAGAAUUAUAGUUUAUUUACUGCUUGGAUGUUACACUUUGUAUUGUCUACAUGUAGAUGACCUUUAAUACUCAAUAACCUCCACAUCCCCUAAAGACACUGACUCAAUUUGUGAUUCCUGUGAAGUUGUGUAGAGGUACAGUAUGGGAAUCUCCAUUGAAAUUACACUGCACCCACCAUCUGUAGCACAAUUCAAGCCACUUCCUGGCAAUUCUUAUUUUCCCAUCUGUAUUGUAUCCGAGUUAGUUUAAUUAGGAAAAAACAAGUCAAAAGCUUAUAGCUAUAUGUGUUUACAUGUAUGUAGGUCACAUUAUGGUUUGGUUCUUUCCAGAAAAAAAGGGACGAUAGCAUGUGUAAAUUUAUUUACCUGAUUUUACAUUUGUUUCAUGUAACACUCAUCAACUAUAUACAUACAUGUAGUAUGGUAUGAUGUGCUCUUUGCAUUUUAAGUAGGUAAUCAUCGUUAUGACAGUGGUGCGAUGAGAAUGCAUAGUCAUUUCAAGGACUCAAGUCCAGUAACCUAAUACAAUACCAAGAAAUAUGUCAUUUCAUACCUUAUUAAUUAUAUUUUUCAUUGAGAAAAUGAUGAAACAUUUUCUUUUGAAAGAACAUAUUUCACCAAAGUUUUUACUAAUGAUGUACUGGUACUGCACAUUUAUCCAAUCUUAAACAAAGCUUUAAUUUAUAUUGGUCUGAUGUUUACAAUGAAAUACUGUUUAGAUGUGUACAGUCUAUACUUCUUGCGUGCAUGGCUAUUCUGUGCCUGUUUGGAGAAUACCUUUAUUUCAUUUCAACCUCCUGUAUAUCUCAGAUAUUGAUUUGGAUUGAUAUUCAGAAAUAAAAUUCAUAUGUGUGAUAAAA